UAAACAAAUAGAUCUAGCUCCAUAUUUUCAAAGCGGAAUAACUCUGACAAGCACCUGACUGGUUUUUAUCCAUUACAUGUAGGACGAUAGCCCAUACUCUGGCUCAAACCAAGACUGGACAACCAUCUGAAUCAAUCGACCACUAACCAGUAAGUGGACGCCAUGUUGCCGCCGAGGUCAGUAUUGAUAACGGGGGCUAGUCGUGGACUUGGAUUAGAAUUUGUCAAACAAUUCCUUCAGGUGCCCACCCCACCCGAGUUUCUCUUUGCUACUUGCAGAAACCCCGACAAUGCAAAGGAAUUACAAGAAGUUGCAAAAUCAAACUCCUCCAUAACAAUCAUGAAACUUGACGUAAGUGAAAUGAACACGAUAGAGGAAGCCAAAAAAUUAGUGGAAUCCAAAGUGGGGGACGGAGGCCUGAAUCUGCUUAUAAACAACGCCGGCAUUAACAAGAGAGUGACGCUUGAUACCGUGACACCAGACAUGAUGCUGGAUACCUUUAACAUCAAUGUCAAUGGUCCCCUUUUUACUACAAAGGCCUUCUUACCACUCCUCCUCAAAGCAGCGAUAUCGUCGACCCCGAGUAACCCGUCCUCAGCUAUUGUCAACAUGUCCUCAAUAAUGUCCUCCAUCGCUCGUACCGUAACAUCGGACGCAGUAGAAUAUCGAGUUUCAAAAAGUGCCUUGAACAUGCUGACCAAGAUCCUACACAAUGAAUUAAAAGACAAAGGAAUCCACGUGGGAUGCUUACACCCAGGGUGGGUACAAACCGACAUGGGAACAGCGAAAGCCCCCGUUACCGUCUCUCAAAGUGUGUGUGGCUGUAUACAAGUGAUGUCAAAUAUGAAUGCAGAAAACGCAUGCGUACUCACCGAUUACACCGGAAACCCUUUACCAUGGUGACCUCUCAGAAGAAUGAAUGGAAGUCAAUUCGUUAUUUUUCUUUAUAUUAAAUGAUAGAAGCACUUUCUAAUGUGUUCAUUGAUAGAUUAAACAGACGCUGUAGAUACAUUUUUUUCUAGCCAUCCACUGUUUUGGUGUCCAAAGGCAAUCAAAGUGACAGUGAUUCACAAAUAUCAGCAUUGUUAUAUUGUUUAAACUGACAAAGACAAGCAGAAUACAUUGUUUGAACUUCGAUUUUCUUUUUCAUAUGUUU
Molecule: messenger RNA, 1156 nt
Organism: Magallana angulata
Lineage: Eukaryota; Metazoa; Mollusca; Bivalvia; Ostreida; Ostreidae
Product: C-factor-like
Exons: 6
Coding region: 163-903 (246 amino acids)
Source: RefSeq, a predicted model, not a curated record